Penaeus chinensis is the source of this 2967-nucleotide messenger RNA. RefSeq lists its product as uncharacterized. The record is from RefSeq and is a predicted model, not a curated record. The transcript has 2 exons. The coding region runs from base 402 to 1259 and encodes 285 amino acids. Lineage: Eukaryota; Metazoa; Arthropoda; Malacostraca; Decapoda; Penaeidae.
ACAGGUUCACGUAUCCCUAAGACGCGAAUUGAAUAUGAGUCUUAUAAAUGGAAUGAAUUUGGUGCAGUAGAUCGUAAUAUAUAACGUAAUGCACAGUGUAGACAAUAUAAAAAAGAAUACAGUAAAAUCAAGAACGACGUAGCCCUCGGAGAAUUUUAAUGUGAAAGUGGAGUGAAUGUGGUGUCACGGGGAGUCCCACCGACAGUGGCAGUGAGUGCUUUCUCGAGUCGAAUAUAUAGAAUGGACUAGGGAAGAACCCAAGUGACCGUCAGUGCUACUACUAUGAAGAGAAUGGACGUUUUGAAACCGAAAAAAAUCACUGAUACCAUAUGAAUUUAGAAGACGACAUAUAGUGACACUGAAUUUUCAAAAGGGAAUUAUAAAGGAUCAUACUCAUAACCAUGGAGAUAGGAGACACCACAGCGGGCGAUGGUACUGUUCCAAAAGGACGGGCACGAUCGGAAAGUCCUUCCGUGGAGAACCAGGCAAGGGAUGCCGGAGCCGGAUCUGAAAUAGAUGGGGUAAAUGCAGCCCUGAAGAGCUGGGAAGAGCCGUUGCAAUGUCAUUUCGUAGGAAACCAGGCUAUGUGCAGCGAAACUAUAUCUGGAGAAAAUGUGGAGCCAGCACUCCUGAGGUUGACGCAGUUGUUGCAGAAAGCGUUUGUACAGAUAAUUGGAGUGCAUGAUACUGUGAAGGGGUUGAAGGCUGAAUUAAAGGGCACGGAAGCAAUGUUUGAGAAAAUGAAGACUGAAAUGAAUGACACGAUGGCCACGCUUUACGACUCCCGUGCCAAGUUGGCACAGCAGUUUCAGGAGUUAGCCGACUCCAUUCGCCAAACAGGUGAAGCAAUAUCAUUGGAGAAUACUGCUGUUAAUGAAGAUAAUAUAUGCACGACAAAAGAAAACCCUCAAAGCCUUUCAAAAGGAAUGAAGAACAAUGGAGCCAAAAAAUUCUCGAAUGGAGAGGAUCAGAGCUUAGCUUUGGCCACCGCCGGUUCUGCAUCUGUGGACUCCGAGGAACCUUCAACACGACAGGACGCAGAAAACACAGAAAAUAGCCUAGACGAGGAAAAUGUAGUCAGUGGGGUACUGCCGGAGGAGAAUCAAGACGUGCAAAAUAAAGUCACUGGAACAACGAUGGGCAUGAAGAAAAAGAAAAGGAACCCCGAGGCCAGAAAGAAAGAAGAUAUGGAACUCGCACUUUGUGUCAUAAAAGCCCUGAAGCGAGAAGGUGGCCGAGGCAGGCACCAAAAGCCCUAGCCAAGGGUUAUUCAAGGCACCAGAAUAUGUAUAUAAAUAAUACAGUUAUUCUACAUUAAUAUGUAAAAUGCGUAAUAACACAAUAUAUGUCGGACGGAGAGAGCUAAAAACACAAUAUCCCUAAUAUUGUGAACCAUGAUCACAUUCCUGGAACCAAUUUGGGAAUGUGAAAAAAGCAUGUAUUAUAUGCUGUCUGUCGGCUGACAAAUAAUCUAGCAUUGAGAUACAAUUCACACGUAUGUAUGUGCAUUUGUGUUUAUUGCACCCGGAAUUAGUUGAUAGUCCACGAAUAGACUUUACCUUGAUCUGUAACCGCGUAAAAAAUAUUGGUGAGUCGUCGUAAUGAAUGGAAUUCAGUCAGAUGUGGAUCUGAGUCAUUUUCCUUCCCCUACUUGACAGUGUCGACACACUGACAUGAAACUUCGGGCGAUUUUCUCGAAAGAUGAGAAAAGAGGAGAGCACAUUUUUCGGCUUCACCAUCUGGUACAACAAGAAGGUCAUGAAUGGGAUCCGUGUUCCCCUUCCCUGCACAAGACUCUACUAUAUGGGUCUAUUUUUCUCACUGUCCAGGAAACUUUGUCAUCUUAUGGAAUCUAGCAAUUGUUAAGUGUGUGUAUAUCUGUGUACCUUGUAAUUUAUAUUUCUUACAAAUUUGUGAAGUCGUGUAAGAAUCAAGGAUCUUUCAAGAUUGUGAUAUCUUACGUGAUACCAAGAUCGACGUUCGAAGGUCCAUAUACAUGUCACUUUAUCUAAAGCCAUAUUAUUCAGCUCAUUCACCUGAAAAUAAAACGAGGUAAAUCAAUGCGGAUUAUGAUAAGUUCUUCCAAAACCUGUAUAAGACUAACACAACGUAAUGACUAAAUCUGAUAUAAUGAAGUUUCGUGAUUAGAUUAAGGAUAAAUACGCUAAUUUUCGAUUUCCUCCUGUGUGUAUCUUCUACAUGAUUAACUUUCUGCCCCAAUUCUCAGUUCAUAUUUCGAAACCGGGACUUGGACCUCAUUUAACCUUACGAAUUUUAUUCUCUCUGCUCUUCGUGUUGCCUCCUCGCUACCAUUAAUUUGGCAACGUUAUAUAACUGUCCAGGGGAGAAAGUCGGUGUUAAAGUCAACAAAAUACGUCGCAGGCUUUCUGUGGAAGUAUCCCAGUAUGUCGAGGAAGCUGGAAUAUACGUUGAUGAAUAGUUCGAAGCCAAUGAAUUAUUAACAGUUUACCUUCAGGCUAAAAGUUGUGCUCAUGAUAUUGUGUUAAUUGUCAUCGGCAAUUAUAAUCGACUGGAGUUUUAAGGUAAUCGAACUCAUUUACGCUUGUGUUUUGGGCACAUCAAUCAUUGAAUGUAAUUAGCUGAAAUAAUAAACAUUGUAAAAUUUGUUAUCACACUCCUGACAUCUCUGCCUACUUUGAGUAUAAUGUUUCGAUAGUGUCACUCACAAAACCCGCUAGUAGUAGGCUAUACAAAAAGGAUAAUUGGUUAGCAUACCUGCCUACAUUUUUUUCUAUCGUGAUGCAUAGGCGAGGAAGAUGGUACCAGACUGUAAUAUAUCAAUAUGGCUUUGAUAAACAGGCUGUCGAAAUAUGCUCUUCCCAGAAAACUGAAGUAUGAGAGAUGGUUAUUAGUUUUAUAAGGAAUCAUUCAGGGAAUUGUCCUAUACUUACAUCUGUCUAUAGUUAAUUGUUAUGUAUCAUACAGAAUUCUAUAUACUUUUGAAUU